Insectozyma verbasci is the source of this 861-nucleotide messenger RNA. Lineage: Eukaryota; Fungi; Ascomycota; Pichiomycetes; Serinales; Debaryomycetaceae. The record is from the annotation of a GenBank genome assembly.
AUGUCUUCAGGUAGAAGAGAAUCAAUUGAAUCAACGGGACAUCCAGUCCAACUUACUGGUGAAAAUGUUUUAUCUGAAAUUGGAGAAUCUGCUCCACAAUCAGUUAGUCCUUCUCAAUUAUCAUUACAAGUUUCAUCGAUGAUUUCUGAUGAUGAACAUGUUGUUAUAAAUGAUAAAGUAGUUAAACGAAGUGAAUUAAUGCCUCCAUUUGCAGGAACAUUUAAUCCUGGUUUAAAACCAUGGCCUAAACAUGAAUUUGGUAAUGCUGCAGCUAUUGGUUUAGCAGCUUUUUCAUUGACUGCUUUUGUAUUAGCAUUAUAUUUAGCUAAUGCAAUGGGAAUCGAAAAUAUUUCUGUAGUUGUUGGUUUAUCUGUUUUUUAUGGUGGUGCUGUACAAUUUCUUGCUGGAGUUUGGGAAUUAGCUAUUGGUAAUACAUUUAGUGGUACUGCUUUUACAAGUUUUGGUGCUUUUUGGUUAAGUUUUGCAGCUAUAUAUAUUCCUGCUUUUGAUAUUGUAAGUAGUUAUGGAGAUGAUGUGGAACAAUUGAAUAAUGCACUUGGAAUAUAUUUAAUUGGAUGGGGAAUAUUUUCAUCUAUGUUAACUUUAGUUACUGUUAAAUCUACAAUACCAUUUGUUGUUUUAUUUGUUACUUUAGAUUUUUCAUUUUUUAUAUUAGGUGCUGGUUUUAUGACUGGUAGUAAUCGAUGUGUUAGAGGUGGUGGUUGUUCAUUGGCAAUUUCAGCAUUUGCAGGUUGGUAUUCAUGUUUUAGUGGUCAAGCAACGUCAAAGAAUAGUUAUAUUAAAUGGCCCGCUGGUACAUUACCUAUUAAACAUAGAUUUAGGAAGAAAAUACCAGCAUAG